CCACAGAGACCCCAGAGACCCCACAGAGACCCCACAGGGAUCCCACAGGGACCCCACAGGGAUCCCGCCGCACUACCACGGCUCCUCCAGCGGACCCCUGCCGGUCAAGCCCGUACCGCCGCGCGCAUGAGGAGGGCCGCCGGGGGCCCCAGCAGCAGUGCGUGGCCAUGUCGGGGCAGGGGCUGCUGGCGGCCGUGGCUCUGUGUAUGGCUCUGUGGCCCAGCCUGUGGGCCUUACGGGAGGAGGCCGAUGGCCACGCCGCGGGCGAGUUGUGCGAGGAUUACCAACACAAGCUGCUGCCGGGCCGCCGGUGCCGCCUGGUGGCCACCCUUCCAUUGGCCGACCACGAGCAGCGCUGCCCAGACAUCUUCCGCUGCACACGUGAAGCGGCCGACUGGCGCCACCAGAGCGAGGCGCUGACCCAGCAGCUGCUUCAGCUGCGGGACAGCCUCUCCGAGCUGCGGGAGAUGGCGCGGCACCAGCAGCACCGGGGGAACCUCCUCCAGGUGCAGCUGGAGUGGGCGAAGCGGAACGCCUCGUGGCAGGCGGAGCGCCUGCGCGAGCACGAGCACCGGCUGGGCGAGGCGCAGGCUCAGCUGCACGACCACGGCUCGCUGCUGCGCGACCACGGCUCGCUGCUGCGCGACCACGGCUCGCUGCUGCACGACCACGGCUCGCUGCUGCACGACCACGGCUCGCUGCUGCACGACCACGGCUCGCUGCUGCACAACGCCACGGCCCUGGCGGGGUACGGGGACGGCGCCCACGCCUCGGGCUGCCGGCGCCAGCGGCACCACGCGGCGCACGGAGCGGCACCGCACCAUCCGGAACACGGAGCGGCGUGGCACAAUCCGGAACACGGAGCGGCGUGGCACAAUCCGGAGCACGGAGCGCCGCACCAUCCGGAACACGGAGCGCCACACCGCUCGGCGCACGGAGCACCGCACCAUCCGGAACAUGGAGCACCGCACCAUCUGGAACACGGAGCACCACACCAUCUGGAACGCGGAGCACCGCACCAUUUUCCGCACAGAACGCCGUACGAUCCGGAGCACGGAGCACCGCACCAUCCGGAGCACGGAGCGGCGCGGCACGAUCCGGAGCACGGAGCGGCGCGGCACGAUCCGGAGCACGGAGCGCCGCACCAUCCGGAACACGGAGCGCCGCACCGCUCGGCGCACGGAGCACCGCACGGAGCGUAUAAUCCGGAGCACGGAGCGCCGCACGAUCCGGAGCACGGAGCGGCGCGCCAAUCGCCGCACCAUCACCGCCAGACCCCGCGCGUGGCGCCGCACGCCAACCCGUGGCACCAACAGCCCUCGCCGCGGCACCACGGGCAAGGCGGCGCACCGCAACACCGCCAGCGUCAGAAGCAGCCGCAGCCGCCGCCGCCGCCGGGAGUGCCACCGCCGGCACCACCGGCGAACGGCGUGCAGGCGCUCAUUGCCGAGGUGUGCGGGAGCGCCAGGUGCCCCAGGGACUGCGCCUCGCUACACCGCUCGGGGGAGCGACGCUCGGGGGUCUACUCCCUGAUGCCCGUCGGUGGGCCAGGACUCACGGCUCCCGUGGCCGCCUACUGUGACAUGGAGACAGCGGGCGGCGGCUGGACGGUGAUCCAGCGCCGGCUGAACGGAUCGGUGGACUUCAGCCGGGGCUGGGCGGACUACACGGCGGGGUUCGGCUCACCGCACGGCGAGCUUUGGCUGGGCAACGCGGCGAUUCACGCGCUCAGCAGCCAGGGGGACUACUCCCUGCGCAUCGACAUGCGGGACUGGGACGGGGUGCAACGUCACGCGCACUACCGCUCGUUCCACACGUCUGGUGAGGAGGAGCUCUUUGCGCUCCACGUGGGCGGCUACAGCGGCACGGCGGACGACUCCCUGGCCUGGUACCACAACGGGCGUCCCUUCAGCACCGCCGACACGGGCGGAGUUUGCGCCAACAUCGCGCACGCGGGGUGGUGGUUCUACCAGUGCUACUACAGCAACCUCAACGGGGUCUACUACCACGUGGGUG
Messenger RNA from Petromyzon marinus (sea lamprey), 2016 nucleotides. The record is from RefSeq and is a predicted model, not a curated record. NCBI's taxonomy places the organism in Eukaryota, Metazoa, Chordata, Hyperoartia, Petromyzontiformes, Petromyzontidae.